Messenger RNA from Geodia barretti, 2310 nucleotides. The record is from the annotation of a GenBank genome assembly. NCBI's taxonomy places the organism in Eukaryota, Metazoa, Porifera, Demospongiae, Tetractinellida, Geodiidae.
UAACCCUUUCUAUCCCUCGUUAUCGGGGAAAAAACGUGGCGCUAUCGUCAUCGGGGAGGAUUCUGGUCAAACUUGGGACUUUUGACGAGUAGAAGGCACAGAGCGGUGUUAGCUGAUUCAAUGGAAGUUGCUGAUUCACCACAGCGCGGGGAAUUACUCCAAUUCAACACGUGGAGCGCUAGCGGUGGUCUCGCGACCAGGAUGUCUCACGUGACUCCAAUGGCGACAACUAGCUCCCUCACUUCUACAGCGAGUUUUGGUAGCAAGAGAAGCAGUGCUCGGUGUGAGGCGGAGCUGAUUCAUGCCCGAGGUCGGAUCUCCCAGCUGGAGCUGGAGCUAGAGAUGACCAAGACUCGGCGUGCUGUCAAGAGAGCCAGAACUGACCACUCCGAUGAAGAAGAGGGUGAAAUGUUAGUGACUCAGUCAUCUGCCACCAGUCAGGAGCUGCAGCGACUUCACGCAUUGGAUGAGGAGAGGCAGGGUCUUGCCGAGCAGCUGGCUGAGUCCCAGGAAAAGCUGAGAGAGCGGGAGAGAGAGGAGGGAGAAGAGAUGGCCAGGCUGCGGGCUCUUCUUGCCGACCUGGAGAGGAAAGAGAGGGAAAGAACCAGCUCCAUGGAAGAGUUGCAUGCGGAGGUGUGCUCGCUGAGCAACGAGAACCGUCUCCUGUGUCGGCAGCUGGAGGUGGCCCGGAGAGAGAUGGAGGUGGUGAGGACUAGUCUGGAGGAGCAAGUCAGGGCUGAGGCCACUGCUGCUGGAGACCUCAGGGAGAGAAUGACUGGACUUGCCGGUGUUCGGGAGAAAUGGGAGGCAGAACAAGAGAGAGUUAAGGAGUUGCAGCACAAGUUGAGGCAAGCGAAACACGACAUUCAGUUUGCAGAGUCGGUCCAGAGCAACCUCCUGCACGGAGAGUCCGUGGAGAGAGAAAUGCGACAGCUGCGUGAGGAGAACGCGGCUCUCAGAGGCCACGCAGACAACGUGGGUCUGAUGCGGUACCAGCUCCAGACACUGAGGGAGCAGGUGGAACGGAACAGGGACAUGGAGCGGAAGGCCGUGAGACUGGAAGAGGAGAACAAGCUGCUUCGUGAGCGGCUCACAAGCAGCGGAGACGAGGAGUCUACAACAGGAAGCAGGUGUAUAAUAUUAUACAGACAAGGUGCUAUUGUUUAAUACUGUUUUGAAUAUUUGUGUGUUAACCAUCGGUAUGCAUUAUAUUACAGUUUUUGUUUUUUAGUGUGUUCUGAGUAAUUGACUGUAAAGGUGUGUUGUAUUAGAUGUACAGGGAUGCAGAGUGAGCUGAUAGUGCUGCGGAGAAGGGAGAUGGUGCUAGUGAGUCAGGUCGGAGAGCUGGAGUCACGGUUGAAGCUGGUCCAGAGAUCUGCUGACAGAGCAGAGUCCCUGGCCUCAGAGAGGCAGAGUCAACUGGCCAGAGAACAGGAGGAGUGUAAGAUGAGGGGAGAGAAAAUCCAGAGGUUGGAGAAAAGACUACUGUUUGUCAGCAAGCUCCGUGAUGGCUGUGUGAAUGUUCUGAAUUCCUAUCGACUGGAGUCUGGGGUCGACGCUCUGCUCAAACAGAACCUUGCAGAGGUAGAGAGACAGUUGGCCAGUGCUAAUGAGAGAAUAGCUGAGCUGGAGGUUGAGGUGGAGACUCUUUCCUCAGUCAAAGAAAAGCCGUAACUCGAUAAUUAUGGACUCUCUGCUAAUGAUAGGGAGCUCGUUGCAGAUCUCAAGAUUUCUCAAUGUUGCGCAAGACGUUAUAAAAACCAAUGAAAGACUGUGCAAUCUGGAAUACUCUUGUAUAUAUUGCUUGGGAAAUGUGUAUUUAUAAUAUAUUCACUGGUCAUUUUAUCAAUGAAAUAACAUCAUGGAAGAGGUUUUAGAUCUGGUUCCAGCCAGUCAUUCCUGGCCUCGCUGGAAUGGACUCUGGACAGGGAGUAGUGGUGGGAGAGAAGCUGGGGGUCAGAAAGGUGAGGACAGGCCUCCAGAAACUCCUCAAAUGUCCUGCAGCUGCUGUUUGUCAGCUCUAUUGCAGUGUGGACCAUGUGGAUGAAGAACAUAGUGAUUGUCUCGUUGUACACGUUCUUCACCUUCCCAUAGUUCUGGUCAAUGUAGUUCCUGAUCCCCUGCCUGAUUAUGGGUGUGGCUUUAUCUUUCCCGUGGAGAGUCAGGUAGUUCCAGGCCAUUCUCAAGUGAGCCUAAAUAGAGAGAGAGGGGGGGUGAGGAAGAGAGGUGGGAGUAAAGAGGAACAUAGGAAAGAAAUGGAGGAGGAAAAAGAGAGGUGGCAAAGGAGUCGUGUAAUUGGUAUGUUAGGUA